Molecule: messenger RNA, 1881 nt
Organism: Drepanopeziza brunnea f. sp. 'multigermtubi' MB_m1
Lineage: Eukaryota; Fungi; Ascomycota; Leotiomycetes; Helotiales; Drepanopezizaceae
Cellular component (GO): plasma membrane
Molecular function (GO): sucrose:proton symporter activity
Source: RefSeq, a predicted model, not a curated record
AUGGCCGUAGACCAUCCUCGUCAGCGGCCGGCAGCUCUGCAAUCCCCUGCACUAUCUGGAGAGACUCAACGAGACGAUGAUAUUCCAGAGCAGACUGGGAAACCUCUGCAUGAAGAGUCGCCCUUGAUAUCCCCAUCCGGAGACGAUUCGAGCGAGGACGGACUGGUCGACGGAUCCGUUCUCCACGAUGACCCCAUCGAUAACUACCAAGAAUCCAAGAGUCUAUGGUACAUGAUUCUCUUAACAAUCAGUAUCGGAGGACUACAACUGGCAUGGGCAGUGGAACUGUCAAAUGGAACUCCAUAUUUGCUUUCGCUGGGGUUGAGCAAGUCUCUCAUGGCUUUGGUAUGGAUAGCAGGACCUCUGUCAGGAGCGCUCGUACAACCAUAUGUGGGAAUUCUCAGCGAUAACUGUAGAUCGUCAUGGGGAAAGCGGACUCCAUUCAUGGUAUUUGGGGGGUUGGCAACUAUCCUCUCACUGCUGUGUCUUGCCUGGGUAAGAGAGAUAGUCGGUGGGUUUCUGGGCAUCUUCGGCGCAAGCGAAGAGUCGGAGGGCGUAAAGAUUACAACGAUCGUGAUCGCGGUCGGCUUCGUGUACAUUCUAGACUUCUCCAUAAACACAGUGCAAGCAGGAAUUAGAGCCUUCAUCUUGGACUGCUGCCCGAGUCAUCAGCAAGAAUCUGCAAACUCCAUGGCAAGUCGAGUCGUGGGUGUUGGAAACAUCAUCGGCUACGUGGCUGGUUAUGUUGACCUUCCCAAGUACAUGUGGUUCUUUGGAAACACACAGUUCCAGAUUCUAUGCGUGAUUGCAUCGAUAUCGCUUUUCAGUACAGUAGCUAUCAGUAUCCUCACCAUCAAAGAGCGAGAUCCUCGACUGGAAGUUGCCAAGCCGAAAGGAAAAGGAGGUCUGGUCGCAUUCUUCAAAACAAUUUUCAAGUCCAUUCGAAGACUCCCACCUCUUACCCGGCAAGUUUGCGAGGUCCAGUUUUUCGCCUGGAUCGGAUUCUUCCCCCAGCUCUUCUACUCUUCCUCCUACGUAGGAGACAUCUACGUGCAACCCUACCUUCUUGAGAAUCCCAACAUGACCCCGAAUGAAAUCGACAAGCUCUACGAAACAGCCACCCGCAUGGGUACUCGCGCCCUUCUCGUCUACGCCGUCACUUCUCUCACCACCAAUGUCCUGCUCCCCUUCUUCAUCGCCCCCACAUACGACGCCUCAACAUCCGACUCCUCUGACUCCCAAAAAUCCUACUCAACCCGCGUCUCCCGCUUCCUGGACGCCCUCGUAAUCCCCUGGCUAACCCUCCGCCGCGCCUGGCUCAUCUCCCAUCUCAUCUUCACAUGCUGCAUGUUUAGCGCGCUCAUCGUCCGUAGCAUCGCCGCCGCCACAGCUCUCAUCGGUAUCGUCGGCAUCUCCUGGGCUCUGACCCUCUGGGCACCCUUUGCCCUCAUCUCGGCCGAAAUCAGCAAACGUGAUGCCCUGCGCCGUGCUCGCUCCGCCGCCCGCCGCCACUCCGACCCUGACACAGACGUCGAGGGGCAUCCCGGGCAGCAUCACGAAGAAGAAGAUCAGGCUGGAGUUAUCCUCGGCAUCCACAACAUGGCCAUCGCCGCGCCACAGAUCCUGGCGACGCUCGGCUCGUCCAUCAUGUUUCGCUUCCUGCAGAAGCCCCGCGGGACACCCGGAGAUCGCAGCUAUGCGGCCGUGCUAGCGGCAGGGGGCCUGUUUACGCUGGUCGCAGCGUGGCUGAUAAGCAGAAUCAAGGAUGAAGUUGAGCUGCCGGAGGAGAUUGCCGGGACGACGCGGAGUGCUUUGAGAAGAAGCAUGAGCCAGGAAAGGGGGCUUAUCCGGAAUCGGAGCUUCUCGGGGUUGAAUUAUUAG